AUGGACGUGACAUCACUACUGAACGCAGCGGCGGGAAAAAAGCCCCUUAUUCGGGACAACUCUGAAAACACCACUACCUCUUCCGUACUUGUCUUUGACGGCCAGAAACAGCAACAGCAACAUCACAACACGACAUCGUCCCCUGAGAAGACAGCUUCCUCCAGGCGGACAAGCGACGCUAGAGCAUCGAGGAACCGCACGCCAUGGGAUGCGGGCGGUUAUUCUCUUCCACUAGCUCUUGACACGAAACUCUCCAUUACCCAUUCCAAGCCUACCGCCUACUACGGCGAAUCCGACGUGGACCAGACGGCCUCGUCGAGUUCCUACGACAUCCCCUCUUCGAGCUGCCAUUCGAGGGCCAGCUCUCUCAGCUCUCUAGCACACGAGAUGGCGCAUUCCGCCAAUAUUACCCCGAUGACGAGCUCACAUCACGGCCGGCCCAGCAUAUCGGGCGACUCGGAUGCUCAAUUAACGGCCAGGCCAAACUUGCCGCGUGAAGAUGAUGGCCAGCAACAUGUCACGGGAGGAUUCCCCAAGUCCCCCAAGCACAAGUUCUCAGACAGCCACAGCAGCUUGUCUUCGUACACCUCGUCCAACCAGUCCGGGGGCCAUUCCAGGAUAUCCUCCUUGUCUACCGUCAGCGGUAUUCAGCCCUUCACCUCGCUGCUUAACGAGGUCCCGGCGUUCGACGCCAAGCUGGCGGACCAGCAGCAGAACAUGCCCGGCCCGGGCGUGGUCGACAUCCAGCCGCCGUCGCCGAGGACGAUGGCGCAUCAUGAGCUGGCGCUGGAUCCCGCGAUGAAGGGGCCGGGGAGGCCGGGGAGCCCGUCAGACGCGAUACUGAUAACCCGGGGUAUGGGCGGUAGUAACCGAUCCAGUCCAACGGACGGUCUGAGCCCUCACUCAAAGCAACAACAAGACAACCUCAAUUAUCUUUCUCUUCCCCAGGAUAACUCCCACCCAAGGACUCACAAGCGAACUGUUUCCGCUCCGGACUUCGCCGCCAUCUCCGCACCUACCUUCCAACCCUUCCCUUCGGUGUCAGAAACAGCACCCUUCCCUCCGCAACAGCAAUCCUACGGCAUGUCUCCCCCCCAGUCUCCCCCGGCCGCGGCCGCCAACGACGAGAUUAAGUGUAUGUACAUCGAGAACUGCGACACUGGAUCCCAGCCGCGCAAGGCCAUUUCCCACAUCUUUGGCCGCAACAAGCUCUGCACCCGCAUGAUCCCCGCCCACGUCUGGGUUCACUUCUGCCGAAAGCACUACCAGCGCAGUCGUUACCGCAACGCCCACGAGUACUCGAAGCUCCAGGUCGACCUCGUGCAGAAGCAGAUCGCCCGGGUUCAGCAGUGGAGCGACGAGAACGACCGCGCCGGCAAGGCAGGCGUGGUCAACAGCUGGUCGCUCGCCAUCCGCAAGCGCGAGCAGAAGAGGUUGGAGGACAAGAAGGAGUCCAAGAAGCGCUCUUACCAGGACGACUCGGAGGACGAGCAGCUUGACGGUGCUAUGCUCAACGGCACUGCUGUCCCCGAGUGGCUCCUCAACAAGUGCGGUGCCGGCUACACCACGGUUGCCAUCCAGGAGAUUGUCGCCCAGUUGAAGACGGAGAUCGACAAUGGCGGCCUCAGUCAGAUCCCCGAUAUCGAGAUCCUCCCCACCAUAAGCAGCGACGGCCCUGACGAGAAGCCCAAGACGUACCUCAAGCGCAAGACGAGCGGCGGCGCGGCACAUAAGCGCUCGCAGUCGAUGGGCGUCGCCCUGCGACCCGAGGCUCUCCCCAUGACCAGACGUGUUAGCCAGCCCAACGCAUACUGGGGCCAAGAAGGUUUCGACGCCACCUCUUUUGAGAAGCGCCAGCGCAUGACUGACAUGGAAGCUGGCUUUUAUGGAGAUCGCAACGCCAUCCCCGGCAUGGCCAGAGUCCCCUCGGGCAUGCGCCGCAUGAACAUCCCCCACCGUCCCGCCUUUGGCAACAUCCGCGAGAACCACCCCGAGGAGGACUACUAUCGUCAGCCUCAGAUGGCCUCCGGCCCCUUCGUCUUCGGGGCCGGCGGUCCCCAGGGCGGUCCCCUCCCCGCGCCCACUCCCCAGCGUCGCGGCAGCAAGUCCAUGGCUUCUCAUCUCGAGACCUCGACCACCAUGCCCACCUACCCCGAUCCACGUCGCGCCUUCCACCAACGAUCCCAGAGCGAGAUGACCGGCUUCCACCAGGGACAGGCUCCCACCUACCGGCCCAACUCAUCUUCGGGCUUCGGCCCUUACGGAUACGGCCCCAGCCCCGUCGAGCAGCCGCAGGACCAGUACAAUGGCGCCUACGCCCGUCCUCAUGACAACCCUUUCGCCCAGGCCGCUCAGCCGAACUACUACGAGGACCCCCAGCGACAGUACUCUUACGGCGCUCCUUCGUUUCAGCCCAACCCGACACCUCGUCUAGGACCUAGUGGCCCCAACAGACACGCUCGUCACCAGAGCACCCCGAACGCGCCUGGUGCUAUGAACCGCGCUCCUUCCGCGCACGGCUUUGCAGUUGGCACGGGCAUGGCUCCGCGUCACGACCAGCAGCAGGGCUAUGACCGACCUCCCUCGGAGCAGUCGCGUCACUCUUCGUAUGCCACUCCGCCCAUGCAGUCGAUGCAGCCCAUGCAACCUAUGCAGCCCAUGCAGCCCAUGCAGCCCAUGCCGGAUGGCACCCGUCAUUGA
Colletotrichum destructivum is the source of this 2700-nucleotide messenger RNA. RefSeq lists its product as uncharacterized. The record is from RefSeq and is a predicted model, not a curated record. The transcript has 4 exons. Lineage: Eukaryota; Fungi; Ascomycota; Sordariomycetes; Glomerellales; Glomerellaceae. The coding region runs from base 1 to 2700 and encodes 899 amino acids.